AUGCGGUGUACGGGUCUCGGGGUAAGCAUUGCUGAAAAAGUUUUGAGGGCCAAGGUAGAAGGAGCUGAGAACAAAUCAAGCACACACACUACAAUGGAUCAAUUAAACGUCAAAGAACAACAAGAGUUUCAACAAGUUGUUGAACAAAAGCAGAUGAAAGACUUCAUGAGAUUGUACUCGAACUUGGUCUCCAGAUGUUUCGAGGACUGUGUCAACGACUUUACCUCCGCCAACUUGACCACCAAGGAGAACAACUGUAUCAACAAAUGUUCCGAGAAGUUUUUGAAACACAGCGAGAGAGUUGGUCAAAGAUUCCAAGAGCAAAAGUAUGUAUUGCCACCUUCUAUGAAGCAACCCAUAGCCAUCACAUAUACUAACUGUCAGUGCCCUUUUGAUGCAAAACAUAAAGAAGUAAACGAGCAUGUGAGGCUCAUUAUGUACAUAAGAAUAAAAAUUAAACGCAGAAGCGUUCUUGCCAAGCCAAUCAGUGAUCUUCUUAAGAGGCGUUCAAGCCGACAGUUGUAUCUAUCGUAA
Australozyma saopauloensis is the source of this 534-nucleotide messenger RNA. RefSeq names its product protein transporter (gene TIM9). Lineage: Eukaryota; Fungi; Ascomycota; Pichiomycetes; Serinales; Metschnikowiaceae. The record is from RefSeq and is a predicted model, not a curated record. The transcript has a single exon. Bases 1 to 534 code for a protein of 177 amino acids.